AUGCAAGCCCUUAAAAGAAGCUUUCCGCUUUUAUCUCGAACAUUGGUACCCAGGCCAUUUUAUCGUUUCAACUCUACGCAAACAGUCGCCCCUUUAAAUGCAUCAAAGUUGGUAAUUGAAAAAACAACCAGCCCCAAACCGAAACUUCCCAAAAAUGAGUUGGUUUUUGGUAAAACGUUUACGGACCAUAUGUUGGAGGUUGAGUGGGAUGCCGAGACUGGUUGGGGGGCACCCAAGAUUUCGCCAUAUCACAAUUUAUCACUUGAUCCAUCCACAAUUGUAUUUCAUUACGCUUUUGAAUUGUUCGAAGGUAUGAAGGCUUAUAGAGACCGCGAUGGUAAGAUAAGAACUUUUAGAGGCGACAAAAACAUGGCUAGGAUGAACAAGUCAGCGGAGAGAAUUGCUUUGCCGCAGUUUGAUGGAGAAGAAUUGCAAAAAUUGAUCGAUCAAUUGUUGAUUCUUGAUCAGGAUUUUGUACCUGAGGGAAAGGGUUACUCAUUGUACCUUAGACCUACUUUGAUUGGAACAACCGCGUCAUUAGGAGUCAGUACUCCAGAUAAAGCUUUAUUGUUUGUCAUUGCUUCGCCAGUUGGACCUUACUAUUCGAGUGGAUUCAAACCUGUCAACUUGGAGGCUACUGACUAUGCUGUAAGGGCAUGGCCAGGAGGUGUUGGGGACAAAAAAUUGGGAGCAAAUUACGCGCCAUGCGUCUUGCCACAAUUACAAGCUUCUAAAAGAGGCUUCCAUCAAAACUUGUGGUUAUUUGGAGAUGAGGGAUUCAUCACGGAAGUUGGAACUAUGAAUGCCUUUUUUGUAUUCCGAGACCCCGAUACAGGCAAAAAGGAGUUAACGACUGCUCCUCUCGAUGGAACAAUAUUGGAAGGAGUAACAAGAGACUCGAUUUUAGAGUUAGCCAGAACCAGAUUGCCCAAAGAUGAAUGGAUCGUUACUGAAAGGAAAUUUACAAUUCAUGAGGUGAAGAAAGCAGCCGAGAAUGGGAAUUUGGUGGAAGCAUUUGGUGCUGGUACCGCAGCUGUUGUUUCUCCCAUCAAAAAUAUUGGAUUCAAGGGAGAAGAUAUCCCCGUGCCUGUAUCCCUUGGAAAUUCGGGUGAAUUGACGGCUGAAGUAGCAGAAUGGAUCAGAAAGAUUCAAUACGGUGAAGAGGAAUACAAGAACUGGUCUAGAGUAGCUGAGUAG
Molecule: messenger RNA, 1197 nt
Organism: Lodderomyces parapsilosis
Lineage: Eukaryota; Fungi; Ascomycota; Pichiomycetes; Serinales; Debaryomycetaceae
Gene: BAT21
Product: branched-chain-amino-acid transaminase
Exons: 1
Coding region: 1-1197 (398 amino acids)
Biological process (GO): L-valine biosynthetic process; L-leucine biosynthetic process
Cellular component (GO): mitochondrion
Molecular function (GO): branched-chain-amino-acid:2-oxoglutarate transaminase activity
Source: RefSeq, a predicted model, not a curated record